This is a messenger RNA of Syzygium oleosum, 1832 nucleotides long. RefSeq names its product cytochrome P450 CYP82J17-like. The transcript is spliced from 5 exons. NCBI's taxonomy places the organism in Eukaryota, Viridiplantae, Streptophyta, Magnoliopsida, Myrtales, Myrtaceae. Gene Ontology annotation, molecular function: monooxygenase activity; heme binding; oxidoreductase activity, acting on paired donors, with incorporation or reduction of molecular oxygen. The record is from RefSeq and is a predicted model, not a curated record. Bases 58 to 1710 code for a protein of 550 amino acids. Gene Ontology annotation, biological process: defense response to other organism.
GUUUAGUUCAUUGACACCAUACCUUCUCCUUGUCCCUCUCCCUCUGUGCAAGCCACCAUGCUCUUCUUCCUCACUCAUCUCCUAGCAGCUGCAGGGGUUCUGUUGCUCCUACUAAUCCUAUGGCGGGCAAGAUCUUCCCCGAACAAACCCGAAGGUGCCGCCGCCGCCGCCGCCGCCGCCGCCGCCUUGCCCCCGGAGCUACCGGGCGCAUGGCCCGUCAUAGGCCACCUCCACUUGCUCUGUGACCAGAUCCCGCUGGCCAGGACCCUGGCCGCCAUGGCCGACGCGCAGGGCCCGAUGUUCCGGAUCCGGCUCGGUGUCCACCCGACGACCGUCAUAAGCAGCCGCGAGGCGGUCCGGGAGUGCUUCACCACCCACGACAGGGACCUCGCCUCCCGUCCCAAAUCCAAGGCGGGAAUCCACUUGGGCUACGGGUACGCAGCUUUCGGCUUCGUGGAAUACGGGGACUUUUGGCGCGAGAUGAGGAAGAUCACCAUGCUCGAGCUCCUAAGCACUCGAAGGCUUGACAACCUGAAGCACGUUCAAGCAUCAGAAAUCGACACCUUCAUCAAGGACCUGCACACCCUUUGCAGGGCCAACGCUGAGGACGCCCAAAAUGGGUCCUCCAAGGUCGUGGUCAUAAGCCAUAUGCUCGAGCUCCUGACCUUGAACAUCAUCAUCAGAAUGAUCGCAAGCAAGAGAUACUUCGGACUAUCAUCGGCAUCAACCGGGUCCUCCACCGACGGCGACGAUGAGGCAAGUCACCUGAGGAAAGUGAUCAAGGACUUCAUGUACAUAUCUGGGUUCCCUGCAGUUUCAGACUUGUUGCCCUUCACGGGAUGGACCGACUGCGUGGGGACCGUGAAGACCAUGAAGAGGGUGGCGAGAGAACUGGAUGAGAUCGUUGGGAAUUGGGUUGAAGAACACAAGCUGAAGAGAGGCGAUGAUUGGAGAGGAGGAGCGAUGGAUGUGAAGGAGGAUUUCAUAGACGUGAUGCUCUCUGUGAUUGGGGAGGAUGGUUUGGCCUCAUUUGGUCACUCGCCUGAGACACUCAUCAAGGCAACAGUAGUGAACAUUAUAGUGGCCGGAUCGGACACAACGUCUCUGAACUUGACAUGGGUCCUGUCUCUGUUGCUCAACAACAAACAUGCCUUGAAGAGAGCUCAAGAAGAGAUAGACCUCAAAGUGGGCAAGGACAAAUGGGUACAAGACUCCGACAUCGAGAGGUUGCCUUACCUCCAAGCCAUCGUCAAGGAAACCUUACGCCUAUAUCCACCAGGUCCCUUGUCGGUCCCGCAUGAAGCGAUAAAUGACUGCACUGUGACCGGCUAUCUCAUUCCGAAGGGUACUCGGAUAUUCGUCAACGUGUGGAAGCUGCACAGAGAUCCUCAAGUCUGGUCCGACCCGGAAAGAUUCUUACCCGAAAGGUUCUUGACGAAUCAUUUAGGUGUGGACGCUUCGGGUCAGCAUUUCGAGUUCAUUCCAUUCGGGUCGGGCAGAAGGUCAUGCCCGGGAGCUGCGUUCGCAUUGCGAGCGACCCACUUGACACUGGCUCGUCUUCUUCAAGGAUUCGACUUGGCAACACGGUCGGACGAACCGCUGGACAUGACCGAAGGCUUAGGGGUCAACCUGCCCAAGGCCACUCCUCUUGAAGUUGUUCUGACCCCAAGAUUGCCUUCCAAGCUCUAUGAGCAAUUGACGCAAAAUUAGAAACUAUUUUCGUCAAGAAGAGAGGAAAAAGGGUCCAUGUAUGUGAAUAAUCUCGUUUAAUAAAACAAUUACUCGUGGUGAAAAUAUGGAUUAGACGAGUGAACAACGAUUGUCUUAAUGUA